CUGUGCCCGAAGAGGAAACUGGUCGGCCUGGGCGGGGGCCAUUUUCCGUAAUACUUGUUUCACCACUGUCGCUUAUGUGUACUCAGCUGUCACAGCCUCGCCUGACUGUGACAUGGCUGUGUUUUUUAAAGAAACAAAAAGUACCAUAUGUCGAUUAUAAAGGCAGACAUGAUGCCAGUAGAAUUCCAAACAACAACAGCAAUUCACUCAGCAAUCUUCUAUACAAUCCCCAUCAAUCAACAUGAAGUUCCUUGCUCUCCUCGUCAGCGCAAUGGCUGUCUCUGCCUCUGUCGUCCCUCUGGACACCAGAGCCAAGACCAAAAUCUCCUAUCUCCCCAAGAAGUCCAUCAACUGCGGUGGCAAGGAUGCCAGAGCCAGCACGUACAAACCCAGCACCAUCAAGUCGGCCGCGGAAGCAGCCUUCUCGAACGUCCUCGCCAAAAAGAAAGUCGGCGACAACAACUACCCCCACAGUUACGGCAUGAACGAUGACGGCGUCAAGUUCACCAGCUCGGUUUGCAAAAAGGGCGACGACCUCUACGAGUUCCCCAUCAAGACGCACGGCAAGUUCACCAGUGGCAGUGUUAAAGACCUGCCCGACCGGGUGGUUAUCAAGAAGAAGUCCAAGAAGGAGGCGUACUACUGUGGUUUGAUCACGCAUAUUAAUGCUCACGGUGAUGCCAAUGCUCCAUUUACCAGCUGCUCUGGUUAGUGUAUAGUAUUUGACUUAGCGGGUAGGAUAGGAGUUGAUUGAUUAUUUACGGUUUUACACUUAUUUCCA
Molecule: messenger RNA, 781 nt
Organism: Aspergillus wentii DTO 134E9
Lineage: Eukaryota; Fungi; Ascomycota; Eurotiomycetes; Eurotiales; Aspergillaceae
Exons: 4
Coding region: 242-712 (156 amino acids)
Molecular function (GO): RNA nuclease activity; RNA binding
Source: RefSeq, a predicted model, not a curated record